AUGAUCUACUCCUCGUCCUGUGUAAUUCGUUUAAUUCAGUGGCAUUCUGUCUCUUCCCCUGGUAAGAGACAAGUUUUCAUGAUACAAGACAGUAUAUACUUGCAGUGGGUUUAUGUUGGUACUGCAUUGCAGAUGGGAUCUCUGCUGCGCGAUGUUGAUGGGCUGCCAAACUUGGCUGAAAAAAGGUUUCCCAUGGAAGAAUUUCAUAGAGUGGAAAAUCCUGGGCUAGAGAACAAAGAUGGAAGUGAUACAGAGGAUGAUGAUGAAGAUGACAAUGACAAUGAUGUUGAUAAUCAGGAUGAUGAUGACGGCGCUGGAAAUGAGGACUCAUCUGGUGAAGAAGGAGGAGAUGAUGACAACAACGAUGAUGAAGCGGAUCCUGAGGCUAAUGGCAAUGAAGGCAGUAAUGAUGAGGACGAAGAUGAUGAUGAUGGAGAUGAUGACGAGGAUGGGGAGGAUGAUGAGGAAGAAGACGAGGAUGAUGAGGACGAGGAUCAACCACCAGCUAAGAAGAGGAAAUGA
Fraxinus pennsylvanica is the source of this 522-nucleotide messenger RNA. Lineage: Eukaryota; Viridiplantae; Streptophyta; Magnoliopsida; Lamiales; Oleaceae. The record is from the annotation of a GenBank genome assembly.